UCUCAGCUGUCUGUACCAGUUUUAUCGUCGUCGGCCUUUUUGUGUCCGUUUCAGGAGGUCACCAUCUUGAUAUUCGCUACUCUUUGGUUGUUUACUCGGAGUUCCAGAUUCUGCUUGUUUUCAAGGUUCAGAUUUACAGACAAAGUUUGAACUUUAAAUCAGCCUGUCUGAGCGGUCCACCCCAAGUUUAUUUUCCACACAAACGGUUGCAAACAGGGCGAACCGAACCAUUUUCCGGGUUUAACCGGGUUAAAGUUCGCCUUCGGUUCACCGGAGAGUCCGGAGGUCACCUGGACAGCUGUUUAACCUUCACCGUAGUACAAAGAUAUCCUUUUACAUGUAAUCUGAGCGAACCGAACGCCGUCUCUACUGCAGAGAGAACAUCUCUUUGGAUGAUGGCCAACCCUCUGCGGUCUGAGGUGGUUCGGCUCUACAAGAACCUCCUCUACCUCGGCCGGGAAUACCCGAAAGGCGGUGACUACUUCAGGGACCGUCUGAGAGCGGCGUUUACCAAGAACAAGUCGGUCCAGGACCCAGAGCAGAUCAAGGCCAUGAUCGCCCGGGGGGAGUACGUGGCGCGGGAGCUGGAGGCGCUCUACUACCUGAGGAAGUACCGGGCGAUGAAGAAGCGUUACUACGAGGAGUGAAGACGCUCCGCAAAGACUCACAUAGAAAAAAAGAAAAUAGAAACAUUUUUAUUUAAGAACAGAUCAAACAACAGCAGCUUCAACUGACCCUGCAGAGUUUAAUAUAUAUAAAAAAAAAUACAA
This is a messenger RNA of Poecilia latipinna (sailfin molly), 770 nucleotides long. It is a transcript of the gene lyrm5b, whose product is annotated as LYR motif containing 5b. Gene Ontology annotation, biological process: respiratory electron transport chain. Bases 393 to 647 code for a protein of 84 amino acids. NCBI's taxonomy places the organism in Eukaryota, Metazoa, Chordata, Actinopteri, Cyprinodontiformes, Poeciliidae. The record is from RefSeq and is a predicted model, not a curated record. Gene Ontology annotation, cellular component: mitochondrion. The transcript has 4 exons.